AUGACAGGCGAAGUCAUGUGUAAUUCAGAACCCAUAAAUCCUGAAAUAACCGUUCCUUUUGAAUGGAUGAAAAGUGGCACGUUAGUGGAGUUUGAAGUCAUCAGAACAUUGUAUUCUAUAAGUGAUUAUUUAAUGAGAAAACAUGAAUGGAUUAAUCAUAAUUGUAAAUCACGAGAUCGUUCAUGGUAUGAAUUGUAUAUGGUUUUAAAUAAAUCAGUGAAACGACUGUUAGCCUAUAAAAAUAAAUCUGAUUACAAUGAAGAUAAGUAAGUUGAAAUGUUUAUGCUGAAAUGUACAAUAUUUGAUCUAUGAUUAAUAACUUUUAUGUGAUUAGUAUUUUGUCUCUCAAAUCAGUAGUAUUGAAUGAAACACUCCCUUGUACUAUUGAUACCAGUUUUUUCUACUCAGAAGCUCCUAUUCGUGAGUUGUUCAAAUAAUGUUAUUCUAAGUUCAGGAAAAUCUGCACAAUUUUGGCUGUUUCUGAAUGUUACUACUUAAACUACGUUAAAGUAGUGUGAUAAAUAGAAAGAAAAUAUUAAAAUUGCUACAGAUCACAAGUCAAGGGUAAAUGAUUAGUAAAAUUUGAGAUAAGGUACACGUUGUCUGUAAGAUGGAAAUUGGGAAUAUACGGUUAUCUUACACAAAAUUCUGUUUUUAUUUUGGACGCUUAGUUGCAUACGCCUGUUACCGUCAAUGAACUAUGCUACUCUCGCUUUGCUGAUCCGCGUCUUCACAUCUGCAUCAGAUCCUCUAUGUUCAUCAUUGAUGCUGCCCAGAUGUGUAAAAUUUUUCAUAACUUUCAAAGCUUCUUCGUCAAGUGUGAUUUCAUUGAUACAUGCUUGCAAGUAUUUUUAACCUGCAUUCAAUCAAGAGCUACCUAGUAAAACAAUAUGUUGCAAAUUUACAGAAAAAACGGAAUAUAGCUAACAGCGAAAUCCAAGAUGAGCGUUUCGUUCUAGCUGGGACUUGUCUAUCUCUGUUAUGGAUUAUGUUCUGCUCACAAUAUUAAAGAAAGCAGUGUAUAUGUUUCUGAUAGAAACAUUUCUUUGCGAAACCAUAUUAUUAUAAAUUCAUUUAGUAUUGUUUGU
Messenger RNA from Schistosoma rodhaini, 1088 nucleotides. The record is from the annotation of a GenBank genome assembly. NCBI's taxonomy places the organism in Eukaryota, Metazoa, Platyhelminthes, Trematoda, Strigeidida, Schistosomatidae.